This is a messenger RNA of Trichosurus vulpecula (common brushtail), 5481 nucleotides long. RefSeq names its product zinc finger protein 883-like. Bases 186 to 2348 code for a protein of 720 amino acids. NCBI's taxonomy places the organism in Eukaryota, Metazoa, Chordata, Mammalia, Diprotodontia, Phalangeridae. Gene Ontology annotation, molecular function: DNA-binding transcription factor activity, RNA polymerase II-specific; RNA polymerase II cis-regulatory region sequence-specific DNA binding. Gene Ontology annotation, biological process: regulation of transcription by RNA polymerase II. The transcript has 6 exons. The record is from RefSeq and is a predicted model, not a curated record.
GAGCCAUUCAAUGAGGACAGGCGCACAGGGCGGUGGCACUCAUCUCGUGAGGCCCGAGUUCCAACUCUCGUGCCUUCCUCGUGCGUGUCUUCGGCCCUGAGCUCACAGCGUGGAGUGGAGCGUUUGCAGGUGCCCCCGGAGCCCAGUUCCUUGCUCUCCCACCCCUCCCCGCGGGGUGCGUUUCUAUGCCCCUGAGCCCUGGGGGCACUGUUUGUAUCCACAUCAAGAGCAGGGAGAAAACCACCAGGAAGGAGCUGACCAUGGAGGACUUGUCUCUCAUGUUUGAGGACAGAGCUCAUCUUCCUCAAGACAACAGUGUAGAGGAGGAGAAGGAGGAGGGAAUGACUUCUGGCUUGUGCUCUGCCCAGGUCCAGGAAUCGGUGACCUUCAGGGACGUGGCUGUGGACUUCACCGGGGAGGAGUGGAGAUGCCUGGAGCCUGCCCAGAAGGCCCUGUACAGGGACGUGAUGUUGGAGACCUAUGAGAACCUGGUCUCCCUCGGGCUUCCUGUUUCUAAAGUGGAUGUGAUCUCUCUGUUGGAGAGAGGGCAAGCCCCAUGGCUGCCCGAGGGAAGAGGUCCCCCUGGCCCUUGUCACGAUUCUCUUAGUUGGCAGACCAUGUUUGAAACCAAAGACUCAAAUGUAAUUCAGGGUAUUUUCAUGGGACUGUCAGCAAAGAAAAGUCUGCCAAAGGACAGUUGGUGGUGUCCCAAAAUGAGACAAUUUGGAGAAUGUGACACAGAGAACCAGACAGGCAACCAGAAUGGAAAUUCCCAACAGGUAACAGUCACUCCCAGAACAACUUCUGUUGGGAGAAGUUUUAGUCUGGAGUCACUCUUUCUUGCACUAUGGAGAGGCAGUAUAGAAGAAAGUCUCCCAAAAUAUAAGACACUUGGACAGAACUUCAGGGAUUUUUCAGACCUAAUUACAUGUAAUACUUUUUCCUUGGGAAAGAAUCUUCCUAAGUAUAGCACAUACAGGAAGCCCUUUGGUUACAGUUCAGACCUAAUUAAAUUUUAUAGAGAACAAGCUGGAGAAAAGCCACAUGCAUACAAUGAAUGUGAGAAAGCUGUUGGCAGAAGGUCAGGUAUUAAUGAACUUCAGAGAAUUUGUAUUGGAGAGAAGCAUUACAGAUGUAAUCAAUAUGGGAAAACCUUCAACCACAGAGGGAGCUUGACCAAAUUUAAAAGGAUUCAUACUAGAGACAAACUCUUUGAAUGUAAUGAAUGUGGAAGAACUUUCAGCCAAAAGGCAUACCUUAUUUAUCAUCAGAAAACUCAUACUGGCAUGAAACCUUUUGAAUGUAAUGAGUGUUGGAAAACUUUCAAUAAGAGGGGACAUCUUAUUCGACAUCAGAGAACACAUACUGGAGUCAAACCUUUUGAAUGUAAUGUAUGUGGGAAAGGCUUCAGCCAAAGGGGAAACCUUAUUAGCCACCAGAGAACUCAUACUGGAGAGAAACCCUUUGUCUGCAGUGAAUGUGGAAGAGCCUUCAGUCGGAGGACACAUCUCAUGUACCAUCAGAGAAAUCACACUGGAGUGAAACCCUUUGAAUGUAAUGAAUGUGGGAAAGGCUUCAUCCAGAUGGGGAGCCUUAGUAGACAUCAGAGAGCUCAUACUGGGCUGAGACCCUUUGAAUGUAAUGAAUGUGGGAAAGCCUUCCGAGAGAAGGGAUGCCUUAAGAGACAUCAGAGGAUUCAUAGUGGUGUGAAACCCUUUGAAUGUAAUGAAUGUGGCAAAACUUUCAGUAAACUAGAAACUCUCAUUAGCCAUCAGAGAACUCAUACUGGAGUGAAACCCUUCGAAUGUAACGAAUGUGGGAAAGCCUUCCAAGAAAAGGGUUGCCUUAAUAGACAUCAGAGAACUCAUACUGGAGUGAAACCAUUUGAAUGUAAUGACUGUGGAAAAGCCUUCCAGGAGAGAGGAUGCCUUAAUAGACAUCAAAGAACUCAUACUGGACUGAAACCCUUCACGUGUGAUGAAUGUGGAAAAGCUUUCCGAGAGCGGGGAUGCCUUAAUAGACAUCAGAGAACUCAUACUGGAGUGAAAUCAUUUACAUGUAAUGAAUGUGGGAAAGCAUUCAGUGAGAAGGGAAAGCUUAUUAGACAUCAGAGAACUCAUACUGGAGAGAAAACAUUUGGAUGCAGUGAAUGUGGGAAAAACUUCAGCCGGAGAGCAAAUCUUAUUAGACAUCAAAGAACUCAUACAGGAAAGAAGCCCCUUGCAUGCAAUGUAUAUGAAAAAGCCUUUAGUGAGAGUACACACUUCAUUUAUCAUCAAAGAAUUCAUAUUGGAGAGAAAACCUUUGACUGUGAUGAAUUUGGGAGUGUCCUUGGCCAGCAUGCAUAACUUAUUUAUUAUCUAUCUGAAAAUACAGAAUUUAUUAUCUAUCAGAAAACUCUUCCUUAAGUGAAACCUUUUGAAAUUUGGGAAGGCUUUAGCAAGAAGGGAUGCCUUAUUUAACAACAGAGAAUUCAUACUGGAAUGAACUUUUUUUAAUACCUUCAUUUAGAACAGACCAAAGUAAAUGUCCAUUAAGAGGCAACUGGUGGCUCAGUGGAUAGAGCACUGGGCCUAUAGUCAGGAAGACCCAAGUUCAAAUCCAGCCUCAGACAUUUCCUGGCAGUGUGACCCUGGGCAUGUCACUUAACCUGAUUGCCCGAUAAAAUGGAUCCACUGGAGAAGGAAAUGACAAACCACUCUAGUAUCUUUACCAAGAAAACCCCAAUUAGGGUCAUGAAGGAUUGGACAUGACUGAAGUGACUGAGCAACAACCACAAAGAAUGCCCAUUGAUUGGGGAAUGGCUAAACAAAUUGUAUUGCAUGAAUUCAGUGAUCUAAUUAGAAAUUAAUAUCAAUGCGUAACAUUGCAUUAUCUUGAGUAAAUUUAAUAAAGAUAGGCUGAGGUACAGACUCUUGAAUAAGAUCAGUUUAUGAACAGUAAUAAGUAUAACUAUUAAAGCAGGUCACAUUGGCAACCUCAGCAAAGCCAGUGACCCCCAGAGAAGGAAGAGACUCUCUUUAUUAAUAUAUGACAAAGAAAGAUCUUGGUAGGCAUGGAGACAAGAUGAUACGUUGCAGGGUUGGGACAGGAUCAUUAUGAUUGGUUAUACUAAAAAAGAUUGGCUGGCAUUCAGGUAAGGCUAAUCAUGCCGCUCGAACAAUUAAAGAAUGCCAGUUGUUUAUGAAACCCGUUUGUAUCUUGCAGUGUUCGCUAAGCAAUCACAACUAACAGGACUUGCACUCUUCUUGGAAGAGAAGGAAAGUCCUUUACACAAAAACAAGAAAGGACAGAUAACAUUUGGGGAUGGUAAUUUUAGGGGCUGAACAAACAUAUCCAUGAAGUAUCUUAAGAGAUACCAGCAGUAGAGAUGAUAACAUUUCUUUUAAACUAAGCUAGCUUAUCUGGAUUCUUAAGCUCAAGUCAAGCCAGGUGGAUGCAGACCCAAUUACAAAAUCAGUACAGCAGAAACCCAGUUACAUUGUGGAAUCAAUAGAGAAGAAAUUAGAGGUAAUAGUAACUUUUAUAUUUUCGGCGUCUACUAUCAGAGUUGUUUAGUGUAUUGAUUACUUUUGCUUAACUAUUUUUCCCCUCCAUUUUUUGUUAAAUUGACUUUCUCUCAAUAGGAAAGAGGAAUAGAUUCAGGAAACAAAAGGUAACAUAAAAGCAAUAUGUUAACAGUAACUUAUACUGAUGUUAUUUGCUUCCCCCCAGUUUACUAAGUGGACAGAUCAGAGGAGUGCUAUAGAUAAGGUUUACUUCAGCGUUAGCAAACCAUUUGAUCAAGUCUAAAGCUAUUCUUUUGGGCUAGAAAAUAGCAAAAUUAUAAUGUUCCAAAACAGGUUGAAUGGUCAGCUCCAAAGAGUAUGUCAAAUUAAGGCAUACAGUAGUGUGCUUCAGGAAAUUAUGCUUUUAUUUAUGAUGGACACAGACAUAGUAUAAUUAUCAAAUUUGUAGAUGGCAGAUUUUAGAGGCAUAACUAACAUAUUCAGACAGUCACCCUCUAAGAUCUGGAUCCCAGUGUCUAAACUAUUGGAGUCAGGAAGACCUGAGUUCAAAUCCAUCCUCAGACACUAGUUGUGUGACCUUGGGCAAGUCACAACCCAGUAUGCCUCAGUUUCCUUCUCUGUAAAAUGAACUGGAGAAAGAAAUGGCAAAUCACUCUAGUAUCUUUGCCAAGAAAAUCCCAAAUAGGGUUAUGGAGAGUCAGACACGACUGUGAAACAACAACAAAAUGUUAGUUCUUUGAAUUUGAGCAUUGUCCAACAGUAAUUUUUUAAAAGUUUUUUGAGUGAUUUUUUUUAUAUUGAAAGCUCAAUCUGAAUUAUUUGUGUGAUAUGACGACAAAGAAAUACAAUGCCAUCUUUUGCCACAUAAAGGGAGGUACAGUUUCCAGGAAUGAGGAAGUAAUGGUCUCAUUAUGCUCUGUUCUGGUCAGACAGUAUCUGGAUUAUUGUGCUUGGUUCUGGGCAACACAUUUUAAGACAUGAAGAUGAAUUUAUUCCAAAGGAGGGUGACCCAGGAAGGUGGAGGGCUUUGGGUUCAUGCCAUAUGAGUGUCAGUUCUGUGGUAUCAUAAUCAUGGUUUUCAAGCAUCUGGAGGACUAUUGAGUGGAAGAGGGACUACACUUGUUCUACUUGACCCUAAAAGGCAGAGCUAGGAACAGGGAUUGGAAAUUCCCAAAAAGGCACCGUUAAUCAAUGUAACAAAAACCUCCCAAAAGCAAUUCAGACUUGGAGUGAGUUGGUUCAGGAGGCAGCAAGAGCCCUCAAAUUGAAGAUAUUUAAUAAUGAACAAUGGCAAAAAAAAAUGCAAAUAAAAAAUAAAAUGAAGAUUGAAUGACCACUGAGCUGUUGUCAUGGGAUUCUUUUUUGAAUGUGAAUUGGAUUAGAUCACCAUUAAGAACCUUUCCAAUUUGAAAUUCUGAGAUUUUGCCUGAAUGUAAUUCUGUGACCGCUGCAAAGACUUCAGUCUGAGUGUACUCAUUGGAGAUGUAGCAGUGAGAAAGAGAGCUUAUAACUGUUCCUGUCCUGGCAUGAGUGACUCCUUUUUAAAAAAAAUCAGUCACUGUUUCAGUGUAAAAUGAACAGUCUUCUCCAAACUCCUUUGUUCCUCCUCUUCUUCAGUUCCCUGGUAGGCUAGCCAUAGCCCAAAUUUGCUUUAUUCUGCUUUCUUAAAGUCACUGACACUGACAAAUCCAUGCCCCACAUUCAAGGACAGCUGUACAUCUAGAUUGAAUGCCUUCAUGUUUUUUGCCUACUAAACUCUAUAAGGUGUCCCAAAAGACUCAGUCCAGUUUGGAGCUUUAAUCAAUUCAGAAAUAUAAAUGCUGCAGACUUUUCCCUAAAUUUGAAAGUUUGAUGAUUUAAAGUUUUAAAACAUUAAUGUUUCUUACUUCAACCCAUUCUAACCACUGUCAUGCAAUAUAUUGCUCCAGUUGCUUUCUGAACUUUAUACAAACUUUAGUCUGCUCAGUGACUG